Messenger RNA from Setaria italica (foxtail millet), 1088 nucleotides. RefSeq lists its product as uncharacterized. The transcript has 3 exons. The record is from RefSeq and is a predicted model, not a curated record. Lineage: Eukaryota; Viridiplantae; Streptophyta; Magnoliopsida; Poales; Poaceae. Bases 238 to 807 code for a protein of 189 amino acids.
GUGUUCUUCUCUUGUCUCCUCUCCUCUCCCUUCCUCCUCACCGGCGAGAGGGAAAUCAAACCCUAGCGCCCCCGUCGUCUCCGCCGGCGACUCCGCGGGAUCUCCGUCGAGGGCCCCCGCGGAUAGAGCGAUUCCUCCCGCGAGACCUAAGCUCCUUCGAUUAGGGAUUUCCGCGGGCGAGGCGGGUGGUGGCGGUGGGCGAUUUGGGGGGUGGAGGUGGAGGUGGAGGGGAAGGGGAUGGGGUCGUCGUCGAAGGUGGUGCGGCCGGAGGACGUGCUGGAGUCGCUGAAGAACGACGGCAGCAUCGACGCGCUCCGCAUGAAGAUCAUCGCCCAGCUCAAGGCCAACGAGGAUAUGAAGAAAAACACUAUGAUGAUGGUGGAGCAAAGCAAGGUACUGAAUACUCCUGGAGCUGAAAAAAAGACCAAGAGGGAGUUGUUUGAUGCACUUCGACAAGAACUUGAGACUCCAGUCCUUGAGAAAGCUUCGAAGGCAGUUUGGGAGCUGAUACUUGACAAUGGCGGAUUAGGGAAAGAGAUAACCGAAACAGUUGAGAAAGUCUUCUGCCGACUCAGUGGGAUUGACAUGAUGCCGCCGCCUCCACCGUCAGCAGCUGGUGCUCAUCAAGAGAAAGAUGACAUGGCUAUUGAUGAGGGUGAGAAGAGCAAGGAGAUGGAUUCGUUCGAACCAUCCUCAUCGAGGAAGAGACCCUUCAGCGACGUCAACCGAAAAGGAGCAGGUGCUGUACCAAAUGGCAGUGCUACAGACCAGCAUGAUGAGUCUGAUGAUAGCGACCAGAAGAUGUGAUGCUGGUCUGUGCUGUAACUUUUAGUUCGUAGAGGAUGAACUAGCUUUUGUGCUUGAAUGGUAAGAAGUUGAACCGGAUCCUGCAUAUUGAUGUAGUUUACAAUCUAGGGUUGUAUGUUAUACUGGCAAGUUAUACUUCCUGUUCAUACCAGUAAGUUCUGUAAGCAGCUGCUGUAUAAUGUUUCAGUUUUCAAGAAAGUGGAUGUUCCUGUGUUUCAUUCUUCUGAAAUCUGAAUGUAGAACAAAUUGGUUGAUUAGUUCCUCCUGAAAGCUUUGUGGUA